Messenger RNA from Lodderomyces elongisporus, 651 nucleotides. RefSeq names its product 5-formyltetrahydrofolate cyclo-ligase. The transcript has a single exon. Gene Ontology annotation, cellular component: mitochondrion. Lineage: Eukaryota; Fungi; Ascomycota; Pichiomycetes; Serinales; Debaryomycetaceae. The record is from RefSeq and is a predicted model, not a curated record. The coding region runs from base 1 to 651 and encodes 216 amino acids. Gene Ontology annotation, molecular function: 5-formyltetrahydrofolate cyclo-ligase activity. Gene Ontology annotation, biological process: tetrahydrofolate interconversion; folic acid-containing compound biosynthetic process.
AUGCUUUCCCGAGAAGCUAUAAAAGUAGCCAAAAAGCUGCUAAGAGUCAAAAUCAAACACAAGCUAGCAACCAUUUCACAGGAAUCUCUUUCCCAGCAAUCGCAAGAAAUAUUAGACAGACUAGUUCAAUCGCCCAUUUUCAAGAAUGCUCAAAAGGUCGCCUUGUUCAUGAACAUGCCUGACCUGGAAGUAAAGACUUUACCAAUAAUCCAGGAAUGCUACAAUCAAAAGAAAGAAGUUUAUCUUCCUAGGUGCAACACUAUUAGUGCACCCAAUCGGAAAAGAAAUUAUUUGUCAAUGUUGAAUGUGCCCACGUUUCAAGAUAUUCUUGAACUUCGACCGCAGGGAAAGUAUCAAUUACUAGAACCCAUUGAGGGGAAAGAUGCAUUAGAUUCAGGUGAUUUGGACCUCAUACUCAUGCCUGGUGUUGCAUUUAACCAGCAACGAGAGCGUUUAGGUCAUGGUGCUGGAUUCUAUGACGAAUAUUUGUAUACGUACAAAACCAAAUGGGAACACUUGCCACUUUUGGUUGGACUUGCAUUGGAAGAACAAAUAACAACUAAUGGGCUCAUACCGGUUGAACUGCAUGACUUUAAGCUUGACCAGAUUAUAACUCCCUCCAAUACAUUUACAAAAAUAGAGGGAAUCUAA